Glossina fuscipes is the source of this 7074-nucleotide messenger RNA. Its product is annotated as ankyrin-3. Gene Ontology annotation, biological process: signal transduction. Lineage: Eukaryota; Metazoa; Arthropoda; Insecta; Diptera; Glossinidae. The coding region runs from base 151 to 5331 and encodes 1726 amino acids. The transcript has 12 exons. The record is from RefSeq and is a predicted model, not a curated record. Gene Ontology annotation, molecular function: protein binding.
GAAAGCAAAUAAAUGGAAGAGUUUAAUACUGUGGGACGUUUCCGAGCAUACUGAACAAAUAUCAUUGUUGUAACAUUAAAAUAAACUCAAAAGAAUUAAUUAAUUGUGCCGUAAAAGACAUAAUUGAAAUAUUAUUGAUUUACCUCGAAGAUGACUUUGGACGACAUACAAACAAACAAAACGACCACGCCACGCAAUCAAGGCCAUGGCUCACAAAUAGAUAAAACAGCCCGUCAACGGAAUCGAUUAGCAGCUGCCAGCCCGCUCACUAACAACAUUGUUGAAAACCAGGAACAAAUGGGGAAACAGAACGACAUAACUAUAUCUUUCUUACGAGCAUCUCGUAGUGGGAAUUUAAAGAAAGUUGUAGAAUUUUUAGAGUCAGGACAAAUUACGGAUAUAAAUACAUGUAAUGCGAAUGGUUUAAAUGCCCUACAUUUAGCAGCUAAAGAUGGUUAUAUAGAUAUUGUAACUGAAUUAUUAAAACGUGGCAUUAAAGUGGACAAUGCUACAAAAAAAGGUAAUACCGCCUUACAUAUAGCUUCACUAGCGGGUCAAAAGGAUGUAAUUAAGCUUUUAAUACAAUUUGGUGCCAAUGUUAACGUACAGUCAUUGAACGGAUUCACACCACUUUAUAUGGCAGCUCAAGAGAAUCAUGAUGCCUGUGUACGCUUUUUGUUAUCAAAAGGUUCCAACCCAUCUUUAGCUACAGAGGAUGGCUUCACUCCUCUUGCAGUAGCUAUGCAACAAGGUAAUGACAAUGUCGUUUGCGUUUUGCUCGAAAGCGAUAUACAUGGGAAAGUGCGAUUACCAGCCUUACAUAUAGCUGCCAAGAAGAACGACGUUAACAGCGCGGCCAUGCUUUUGCAACAGGAAGAGCAUCCCGAUGUUGUUUCGAAAUCAGGAUUCACCCCAUUGCAUAUUGCGGCUCAUUAUGGUAAUAUAGAUAUUGCUGAAUUACUUAUUAACAAAGGGGCCGACGUUAACUAUACCGCGAAACAUAAUAUUACUCCAUUGCAUGUGGCUUGUAAAUGGGGUAAAAUCAAUAUACUGAAGCUCUUAUUGAAGAAAAAUGCACGUAUCGACGUCACUACUCGUGAUGGUUUAACACCAUUACAUUGCGCCGCUCGUUCCGGCCAUGUUGAAGUCAUUGAAACGCUACUGGCGCACAAUGCUUCGAUAGUCUCGAAAACCAAGAACGGCUUAGCUGCCUUACAUAUGGCUGCCCAAGGUGAGCAUGAUUUGGCGGCUCGUAUGUUGUUAGAUAACAAGGCGCCCGUUGACGCUAUUACCAUUGAUUAUUUGACUGCACUUCACGUAGCAGCGCAUUGUGGGCAUGUGCGCGUAGCUAAAUUAUUGUUGGACUACGAGGCUGAUCCUAACGCUAGAGCAUUGAACGGAUUUACGCCAUUACAUAUCGCCUGUAAGAAAAAUCGGAUUAGAAUCGUUGAACUAUUAUUAAAACACGGAGCGAAUAUUAAUACCACAACGGAGUCGGGGCUAACUCCACUUCACGUAGCCAGUUUUAUGGGUUGCAUGAAUAUUGUCAUUUAUUUAUUGCAGAACGAUGCUAAUGCUGAUGCGCCUACAAUACGCGGUGAAACUUCGCUACAUUUAGCUGCUCGAGCCAACCAAACCGAUAUUAUACGUAUAUUGCUGCGGAAUGGAGGCAAAGUUGACGCCCGGGCGCGCGAGAGUCAAACACCUUUACAUGUUGCAUGUCGCCUGGGCAAUAUCGACAUUAUUUUACUACUGCUGGAACACGGUGCCGAUAUUAAUGCUUUCGCCAAAGAUAAUUAUACAGCUUUGCAUAUAGCGACUAAAGAAGGUCAAGAGGAAGUUGUUCAAUUGCUGAUUGAUAAUGGCGCUCAAUUUGAUGCAAUGACUCGUAAGGGUUUUACUCCAUUACACUUGGCUGCCAAAUAUGGAAAGGAAAACAUUGUAGCUAAUUUGCUUCAGAAAGGAGUUGCUGUAAAUUGUCAAGGACGUAAUGAAGUUACACCUUUACAUGUAGCCGCUCACUACAAUCAUCCUCACGUAGUUCAACUGCUGUUGAAAAACGAUGCCUCACCACUGCUCUGCGCCCGCAAUGGUCAUUCUGCAUUGCAUAUUGCAGCACGUAAAAACGAGAUGGAAAUAGUUCAGGUUUUACUUCAAUGCGGGGCUGAUGUUAAUGUACGCAGCAAAUCAGGUUUUACGCCUUUGCAUAUAGCUGCUCAAGAAGGCAACACCGAUGUGUUGAAUCUGUUGUUAGGGCACAGUGCUGACGCAAAUGCAACUGCCAAAAACGGUCUAACCGCUCUGCAUUUGGCUGCUCAAGAUGAUAAGAUAGAAGUGGCUGGCAUUUUACUAAAGCAUGCGGCCAACAUAUCAGCGUGCACUAAAACUGGAUAUUCACCACUGCACUUUGCCAGUCAUUAUGGUCAAAUCAAUAUGGUAAAAUUCCUUCUUGAAAACAAUGCCAAUAUCGAGAUAACGACGAAUAUUGGUUACACCCCCUUACACCAGGCCGCUCAGCAAGGACACAUAAUGAUUAUUAAUUUGUUAUUGAGCUACCAGGCUAAUCCUAACGCCGUCACCCACCACGGACAAACAGCUCUAAGUAUUGCCAACAACUUGGGCUACAUUACGGCAGUGGAAAUCUUGAAGCUGAUAACGGAGACUUCAAUCGAAAACACGUUGAAGGGUGCGAUGGAGCAAAAGUACAAAAUUUUUGCUCCAGAAUUAAUGCAAGAAGUAUUUAUGUCAGAUUCCGAAGAUGAAGCUGACGCGGAGCAUUUGGAUUAUUAUCAGUACAAAUAUAUGGCAAGCGAAGAUUUAAAAAAUAUCAGUAAUCAUGAAAAUCGCAACGACGACGCCGCAGCAGCUGAUGACCAGGAUCUCGUGGACACUACUGACGCAGCCAGCAAUAAAGCAAAUAUUAGCGAUUCCGAUAUCGUUCCAAUGUCGACAAAUUACGGCCACUUAAAAUCCAUUAAUGUGACCUCCCGACCGCCUGUGCAUUUAGGGUUCUUGGUCUCUUUUAUGGUUGACGCUCGUGGUGGUUCUAUGCGUGGAUGCCGCCAUAGUGGAGUCCGUAUUGUGGUUCCCCCUCAAUCGUGCGCUCAGCCUACGCGUAUUACUUGCCGCUACGUUAAGCAUCAACGUGUGCACAUCCCUCCUCCAUUAAUGGAAGGUGAAGCUUUAAUUAGCCGAAUUUUGGAAUUAUCACCGGUUGAAGCAACAUUUCUCGGACCCGUGAUUUUGGAAGUUCCUCAUUUCGGUUCCUUGCGAGGCAAGGAACGAGAAAUUAUUAUCUUACGUUCAGACAAUGGUGAAAGUUGGCGUGAGCACAUACUCAAUGACAAUGAAAGGAAUGUAAUGGAGAUGCAUAAUGAAGCAUUCAAAGGACAACCAAAUCCUUUAGAAUACUUGCAUACAAAUCGCAUUGUUCAUAUUAUAACACGUGAUUUCCCGCACUUCUUUGCCAUAGUCUCCCGUGUACGACAAGAGGUACAUGUUAUUGGACCAGAUGGUGGUAUUGUCUCGGCGCAAGCUGUACCACAAGUUCAGGCGAUAUUUCCACCCAAUGCAUUGACGAAGAAAAUUCGCGUCGGUCUUCAGGCACAACCAGUUAAUCUAAAUGGAUGCUAUAAGUUCUUGGGCCAAAGUAUUGCCGUUUCGCCAGUGGUGACAGUGGAGCCACGUCGGCGCAAAUUCCAUAAAGCAAUCACCCUCAGCAUACCAUUUCCUAAGGCCUGGACGCAAACCAUGAUUAAUUCUCCCUACAGUUGUAGUGCGUCUACUUUACGCCUUUUAUGCUCUAUAACUGGUGGCCAGAACCGUGCUAUUUGGGAGGAUGUUACAGGCUCAACGCCCCUAGCAUUUGUUAAAGACAGUGUCACCUUUACCACCACAGUAUCCGCCCGCUUCUGGCUAAUGGAUUGUCAGAAUGUCGUUGAAUCUAGCCGUUUGGCGACUGAAUUGUACACGUUCAUCGCUCAAGUGCCUUUUUUUGCUAAAUUUGUUAUAUUUGCGAAACGCAUGUCUAUCUAUGAUGCUAAAUUAUCGAUAUUUUGCAUGACGGAUGAUAAAGAAGGCAAGACGUUAGAACAGCAAGACAAUUUCUCUGAAGUGGCAAAAAGUCGUGACGUUGAAGUGCUGGAGAACCAGAAAGUUUAUUUAGAAUUUAAUGGCAAUUUGGUGCCAGUUUUAAAGCCAGGUGAACAAUUUAGCAUGAAAUUUCAGGCUUUUCGAGAAAAUCGGCUUUCCUUUAUGGUACAUAUAAAAAACCCUGAUGAACCUCACAGUCGUAUAACUUUUAGGAAUGAGCCCAAAGUCGGCCCGGGAGAAAAAUUAAGCCAAGCAAUUUGCACAUUAAACUUGACGCUUGAGAGUCAGAAUAUUGUUGAAGGUAGAAAGCAAGAUGGCACUGGAAGGGUUGAAAACUCUAUCAAUGGAAUUUCUUUUGUUGAUAAAGGUCUUACGCAGAGGAACAAAAUUAACGCUAAAUAUAAUAUCAAGCAACAGCAGGCUUUGAUUAAUAGGACUUACUCGAAAGAGGUGACAUUGACGACAAAUAGGCCAUUAAAAUCCAGUAGUCAAACAUACACACACCAGCAAUAUGUCCAUGAAGACGACAGAGACUUAUUGAGUAUUUGCCAAUUAUUGCAGAACGAUUGGUUAUCGCUAGCGAAAGAAUUGGGUGUACCUGAGAUCGAUAUGGAGCUCAUCAAUGCAGAAUACGAAGAAGCGUCACAUCGUGCUAUGGCCGUGCUACAUCUUUGGUUUCGUCAAAACGCCGCAAAUACCAUUUCAUUACAACAUGCUCUUCAAAAAAUUGGACGUGCAGACGUUGUUGAAAAGUGUAUCAGCAAUGUAAAACUAAUUACCGAUGAUAACGUAGGGUUUUACUUUGAAAAGCCAAUCCUUGCAGCGCUUUCAAAAAGCAAUACGGACCACAAUUACAAAACAAACGAGCUGCAACCGACUGAAGUCUUAAAAGAACAGACAAUCGGCGAUGUUCAGACAAGUCAAAGUACAAGCGAGGAAAACCUACGAAUUUUAUAUGUCAAUAACAACCUGAAAAACUACACGCCUAAAAUAAACAACGUGGUAUCAAACAAUGGAACGUAUACUCAUAAAGCAGUAUUUUGUAGCAAGGAAACGAUACGCCGUAUUGCUGAGGAACAUACUGAACGAGUACUGGAAGAAGCUCGACAGAACAUUGAAAGCAACGAUUUUUUGGCAAGAUUCCUUCAAUAUAGUGACGAAUCCGCUGGGGACAAUCAAUCUCGUAGUACUACAAUCACUUGCUUUCCCUUUUACCCGCAGGUAUACGUGGCUUUGUGAGCAGGCUCGUGACCACCGUGGUGCUUUAAGUUAGACCAUAAAGCCUUUAGCUUACUUUACGCAACUGAACAGAGUCAGACCACUCUUGCCUUCGGAUUAACCAUAAAAUCCCAGCUAGCCAAAACCGGACUACCCUUCAUCAAGAUAUUUUAGCUUCGGGCGUUGAACUGACAUGGCGGGCGAGCUACCAUGCACCCAACCUGUACGUAUUUUUACGUAACCAGUGACCAGCUGGCUUUGGGUUAGAAUUUCCUCUGUAGUAAUUAGCUUAUUGAGUAAAGAGUUCAUUUUCCGGUGGACCCCUAAGCCAUCUUUCAGAAAACUCGUCGCCAAGUUAUAAGUAGUCCACGCCUUAAAUCCUUCUUCGUCGGCAAAAGCCGUUUCCGGGGAUCACCACAAGGAGGUAAGGGUUUCGGCACGUUUAUGUCACCCCUGGCGUAGGGGUAGAGUCGUUGUACCCUGUAAUAAAGUAUACCCGAUGAGAACGGUAUCCGCGAAGCUACAACAUUUAAACAGAUUUCCUUUUAAUAUCAGCUGCUCGAAAAUUUGAGGAUAUUAUCGCUCUAUUCUAUAACAUUCUAACAACCUUGUUUUUAAUUAUUAUUGCGCUAUACUAAAAAUAAUAAAUAAUUGGUCUAUAACAUAAAUAUAUGAAAUGAAAAAUCCUGGACGAGCCUGCGAUGACUUGACUAAUCUAAUAAAACGUCUUUGUAAUUCCAUCUUUUACAAUGUUUUAAUGAACGUGUUAUAAUGUUUUUAUUAUAUUUUUAUAACUUCUUAAAUAAUACUUAAUACUUUUAUUUUUAAACGCGUUAUAUACAAUUACAAUGGUUUUGCUUUGGAAGGAAAAGGUCAAGUUACAUACUCGUAAUGUACAGGCAUAGUGCACAAAACAACACAAAAUAGGCGAACAGCACACGAACGUAUGUUUCUUCAAUUCUUUUUUAGCUGAGUUAAAGCAGACCUGCAUAACAACAAUGACAUAACUGUAAUUAUUUUCGUUUUAUUUGCUUCUUUGGAACACAACCGAGGGAGAGAAUUACCCUUUGUGUUCAAAUAAAAAUCGUUUAAGAAAUGAGAAUGGAAAGCAAAAUAGUCUAAGCGUCUUUGUUAAGAUGUCUGUAUAACGUUGAUCAACCCCAACACAUAAAUUUGCUUUGACACUCAUUUCCACACUUUUUAUUUUUUAAUCUUCCUUCAGUCACUUGAAGGAAAAAUGCGAAAUUAAGCAAAAUAGUUAAACAAUGUAUCACAAUCGAUUCACUGUAACGCCACAAUUUUAUUAUGUAAUUGUAAUAAAAUAAGUGGAUGUUCUUAAUAAACCAUCUUAAAAAAAAAAAAGUCAAAAAGUAUUUAAACGAAAAUUGGAGAGCCAACAUGUGAAAUGUUUUCCAAUUUGUAGUUCUGCUCGUUUUAAAAUACGGAUAUAUAUUGUCGUUUAGGUUUAUAUGACCUAAAUAAACCUAGGUUUAAUUAUUUAUUUCGUUUUUCUUCUUUUUUUGAAGUGGAUAAAGCAUUUGGUUUAAAAAGGCAAACUUAAUUUGUUUUAAAAAAUGUUAAGGGUAAAAGAACAUUUCUUAUAUUUAAAUUCAGUUUAUUAACAAAUCAUUUGCAGAUAAUCAGUUAGAGAACAGAUGAAAAGAGAUAAAAAUAAAGCUAAUAAGGACACAAACAUGGACCACAGCCCAUAAUUAAAUACCCUACCCCAGUAUACAGUUAUUCAUGUAAGCAAUUUUCAUAAAA